CAAAAAUCAAAAUUCACACGUUUUCUUGGCGUUGUUUGUCGUCCGGCGUUACAUUUUUUAUCGUUUAAGUUUUAUUUCGGCUGUUGUAAUGUAAAAUGUAAAGUGGGACUCACGUCCAAUGCAAAUUUAUAAGUUUUUAUCCGAUUUUGUCGAAAGCAACAUCCAAAACAUGUAGGUGCAAAAAAAUGUCAAAAAAAAAUAUUACCCAUAGCAGUCAUGGAACCCCUCGUUUGACAGACAUAGAUGCUUAAUAAAUGGAUAGCACUCAGCAAAAAGAUAGCACUCAGCAAAAAGAUCUAAAAUGGCUUCACUCACCCAUAUGGAUCCGGAGAGCUCAAGCUCAGCUUUAUACCGGAGCCCUAAACCCACUACAAUUGAUUUAGUCGGAGGUAUAUACUGCCACAUAUGUCAUAUAAUAUAUGCUAACAAAAAAGAGUAUGAUUCACAUUAUAUUAAACAUGAAACUGGAAGUAAAGAUAUAGUGUACACUUGUGUGGUAUGCCAUAAGGAGAUAGCUGGCUAUCCGAGUUUCCGCGGCCACUGUUACACAAGCCAUGUCAUAAAAGAUAGAUUCAAGUGUGAACAUUGUUCAAAAUUAUUUUCAAAGUCUUUAUCCCUCAAGGAACAUAUCAAAGUAAUGCACAGAUUUAAAUGCUCAUCAUGUAAUAAAGAAUUUACAACAAAAAAAGAGCUUCAAUUGCAUCAAAUAAUUCAUAACAAUACUGAUAUGCCUCCAUUCAAAUGCCAAGCUUGCGAUAAUCAAAUUGAUUCACUCGAAGGCUGUAAAGAACAUAUAGAUUUGCACUCUGCUUCUAUAUACUUUUGUCCAGUUUGUAAUGAGAAUAUAUCAAGUCGAGAUAAUGCUAAGGAGCAUUUGAAAAAACAUUUUGGUGAUGACAACGAAGAUCAACCAAUAAUACAUAAAAAUUUUGAUAAAGAAGAAAGUUAUAUAGAACAGUUGGGCGGUAUUUCGUGUAAAUACUGUCCGCUUAUUUACAAGGAUAGAGUAGAGUUUGAUGCUCAUUUUUCUUGCGAACAUGGUAAUGAAGAUAUAGUCUAUACAUGUAACGUCUGUGGAAAACAUUUUGAAAAGUACUCAGUGUUCAGCGACCAUUCCUAUAACCAUUUCAUGAAGGAUAGAUUCUGCUGUGACAUUUGUCAUAAAACAUUCAACCGCCUCUCCCUGCUGGUGACACACAUGUCCGCCUGCCAAGCAAAUAUUGACGCCAAUGGGAAGCCAUUUGGGUGCUUUCAGUGCGGACAUCGCUACGCCACCGAGAUGCGUCUCCGUGAACAUCUCCGAGACGCUCACGCUAUCCAUUGCAUUAUGUGUCCAGAGGAAGGCUGCCAAAAAAUAUUUUCCACACCAAAAGAUUUGAUAACCCAUCAACGUGAGCACCGUGCGCAGCAGAACUGGUGUCGGCAGUGCGGUUUACUGUUUCCUACUUUGAAAUCAUGUGAACGACACUUGGACGUUCACAAAAAGAAGCUCUAUAUCUGUCCAGUCUGCAAUCGAAAUUACAGUGAGAAAUACCUUAUCCUGAAACAUGUCCCGCAGCACUUUGAAACAGUUUUGCACCUCUGCAAAGUAUGUGGAAAGGUCUACAACGCCAAGAAUCGCCUCAUAGAACACAUAAAAACUCAUUCUGAAAGCAAAAACCAUAAAUGCACCUACUGUGGAAAGGGUUUCGUGAAAAUAGGUCAGUUACAGCAGCACCUGAACGUCCACACUGGAUCCAAGCCGUACAAGUGUCCCAUAUGUUCGAAAACGUUCGCCAGCUAUCCAAACUGGCACAAACAUUUGCGCAGAAUGCACAAAGUCGACGGUAAAAAGUACAAAAAGUGUACAGAAAACGUUCCGAAUAUAAUCGACGAGUCGGAAUCGGACAGCACGGAGACCCUGGACGAGGAGGAGUCGCCUGCAGAAAUCGACAUCAACGAAAUUAAUAUGAAUCAAUCGAUCAUAGGAGUCGCUCCGGAACUGGACGGGAACUUGACAAACGCUCGCCUGCACGUCGACAUCUCCGAGACGUACACGUUCCAGGAACCGGAGGACAGCACUAUGGAGCCGGACGACAUUGAUCGGAUCAUCAUCGAGAAAGAGCUGGAAAUCUUCGAGGACACGGCGAAUUUAAAAAACAUUGUAGAAUUCAUUAACGUGUUGCCGGCCGACAUCGGCGGGUGCGGCCCGACGCCGGCGGCCGGUCCGGUCGCGCCGAUGGGCCCGGCGGCGCCGGUGGCUCCGGUCGUGCCGGCCGAGUACGGGCCGGAGUUCGCGGAGACGGACGAGCACAUGCUGCACAUCGACCCGCUGCUGACCAUCAAGCACGCGGGCCCGGGCUGGGAGCCGCUGCUGACGCGCGUGUUCCCCGACGUGCUGGAGUCUAGUCGUUUCUCGAUGAUGAACACCGAUAUAUUUUGAAGUGUCAAUGUGACAAACAUAUUUUUGUAUCUACACCUUUCGGCCGGCCGGUCCCGGGCCGGGAGCGCCGGCCGGCCCCGCAGCUACCUCAGACGGAAACGAUGAUGUACCUCACUUAUACAAUAGGCUCUAUUUUAAUGUUGAUAUGAUAUACAUUUUUAACAUAUAUCCCACCAAACAUUAGACGGUUAAUGUUAUCAUAAUUCAUAGUAACGCUACCUCAUUUAGUUAAGUUUUGUCUUAUAUUCGCUUACACUGUAAUGUUCGAAAUACGUAUAUGUCGUCUCAUUGAGUUUGUGUUGUAUCUCGUGUAUGAAAUUUACUUGCAUGAGAGGUUGGAGUGACUGCUUCGCGCACUUUCUCUUCAUUUCUAAGGUAUUUUAAAUUUGCGCCGAUUGUCGAUUCAAUUCGAUGGUUAAUUGACGAACUUCAAAAUUGUAUAUAAUUUGAUAAAUUUGUAACCCUGAUCCCUACGAUAAACAUACGUCUGUCUCUGUCUACCGAACAUAAUUCAGACUUUUCUGUAUUAAUGAGUAUUUCUUCAACAGUUAUGUUUAUCGUAGUCGACGUUGAAAACAAUCGUUUCGAAUGAUUUCCAAAGGUUUAGGCUUAAGAUGUUUCGGUAAAAUCGGCUUUUUGUAAAUAUUUUGGUACAUUUUGCGGCACAUUGUAAUUUGCAUUUUAUUAUGCUUGAUCCUGUAGCCACCGCCCACUUCACCAACAUUGGCUCUCCUAGUUUUACACGGAAACAAAUAUUAAUCAAGAGCUAGGAGAGAAUGUCGGGAGGGGGGGCCUGGAACAUCCCAGACCCUCGCGGUAAGAGUAAACGAGACAGCGGUGGCAUUUUCAUGCAUUUCAAUUUCGAUUCCUUUUUUUAAUUAUUUUAUUCAAAGUCGCGAACGCAAAGCGUCGUGAUUUUAGUGUAAGUGAAUCGAUAGUGCUGUGAUAUUUUUAUGUAUAUUUAGAUGUAAGUCUAGCGAGUGUAACGUAACAGCAAGUACAAAGAUACAUUAUUUAUGAUAGACAAACAGCCACGCGUCCUCGUUCUUAUUAUAUUACGAUUAGAUUGCAAGGAGUUCGAUAAUCACGAGACCGAUACCAUUCCUACCUUGUAAUGUUGUGUGUUUGUCUCGCGCUUGUCAAACGCCUCGUGCACGCAGAUUAUCGUAUCAACGAAUUCUACGUCGUUAUAUUAGAUAGGGACGCUAUCAUAUAACCCACACCCUUACCCAUAUGGACGAACACUGACAAUUAUCCGAAAAUCGUAUAACCACAUUAACGUAACGAUUGCUGACUAUUGGUUUUGAUAUAACCCUUAAAUCUCUUUAAGGGAUUCGAAAGUACCAUAGCCAUGUCCAUAUGCGGUCAAAGUUCGUGAACGUUCUCACGUUAAAAUGACAGGAGAAAACGAAUCGAUCGCAGGUUACUGCAUGACAAAAUGUAGUAUUAAAAAAAAAAUGAAUGGUAAAUGUAUGCUAAGAAAUGAACUCCGAAAUAUAUUUUCGAGAGAGUAAACUAUUUACAAUUUCGCGGCGAAGGGGUCUUAGUGAUAAAAGUAUCCAAAGACUGUAAUGUAUUUAUAAGUUCAAUGAACUUAAUAAUGUAAUGGAGGUAAAUCCGGGAAAAAAGUCAGAUGUGAAUAUAAAAAAAAAAUUAUGAAAUAGCUGUUUAGCUUUUGAUUAAAAAUUGGGCUUCGACGGAAAUAGACACGCGGAACGGCCGCACCCGUAGUGGUGCCGGACGACAAAUACCAAUCUGGUUUUGAAACCGAUUAUAGUGACAAAGGCAUUAGCAAGUCAACCGACGACAUGCUUGAGAAAUUACAAAAUUAGUGCAUUAAAGUUGAAGGGGAAGUUACUUCACUAAUUGUUCUCGUUCGAAAACGAACUUUGAAAAGCUAUCGAUAGCGAAAUUAUCUGCUACGGCGGACUAUAUAUAAAGUACUUCCCCUGUCGAAAUUUCAUUAAUUCUCGUUUGGUGUAACUGCGCUGUAGUUUUAGUUUUAAUAUGUGUUUCGUCAAUGUAUAAGUAUAACCCACUCUCGAGUAAAUGAAUUUCAGUAUAUUUUCGUGUAAAUAAAACUGUGCUGUGGGAUAGUGUGGAUGGUUGAUUAAUGUUCCAAAUUUUCCGACUACAGCGCAGCGUAACUGUCAAUAAACGUUAGCUUUGCUGCAAAAUACACUGCGACAAUCUCAACGAUGAUAUAACUUUAAUGUUUUACGAAGAUUUACCGACGGAAUAAUACUUGUAGCAUAAAUUGUUUGUAUUUCUUACUAAAAUUCGUCUCGUCUCUAAAACGUUCGUCGUCGCAGUGCAUUUUGUUCCGUUACGACAGUAAAUAGCAUAUAAAUAUUUGGUGGUGUUACAUAGUCUUAUAUAAACCUCAUCGUUCAAUGUCAUAGUACUUAUGCAAAACUUCUAUAUUCAUAAUAAAAUGAUAACAGUUUCUAUGUGUAUUUCGUCGCAAAGGUAGCAAUAAUGUAUAGAUUUUCACGACUUCUUUGAGAUUAAUAAUAUUUGUGGUAAAUAAAGUAGCGUCUCAAAAGACGCUAUAGAUUGUACCUGAUACGAAUCGUCUCUAUCCUGACAUCUAUUUGAACUCGUUUAAGUACAUUUUAUGUAUUAAGACAGAUUAUUUUAAAUUUAAGAAUCGUAUAUGAAUCAAAUUUUCAUUAAUAUUUACUAUUUUUACAAACGUACAUUUUUUACUAAAUUUUAUUUUUGAUAAAAGAAAAUUUUCAUAAUUGUAGCCUUUGCGAUCUUAUUGUCCCUAGCUUUAGGUUAUUAGGUUAUAAUCGAGCACAGGGUAUUGUGGUUCUAUUUUACGGAUGCGUUAUAUUGAUAGCUCGAUAAGUAAGCGAAACAGCCUCCGAUUGUGAUGGUUACACAAUACUACCUCAAUACCCGAUAUGUGUACAAAAUAGAUUCCAUCUAAAUCUGUCUUAAAAUGUAAGCUUUUGGACCGGGUUUAUAAUUAAUCACUUCACGAGUACAUCUCGCUCGAUAUCGCUUAGUAUAAUAUCGUAAUAUUUUUUUUUGAAUGUGAAAAUUAAACCUAAGCCCGGUCUAUUAUACGCGUAGUAAGCAAAAUUGCGUUUCAAUUAUUCUUUUAGUGCUUCUAAAGUAUUGCAUAAUAGAUCAUCGAUAGAAUUUUUUUUUUUUUACUCUUGUGUCGAAUCUAAUUUGUCGAUGUAUUUUGAUAUAUGGAAAUGUUUAAGUAAGAUUUUUCUUGUCGCGUAAGAUAUGGUAAUAGAACAACAAACAAAAACCUCAACCUCGUUACAGCAAUAUUAUAUGAUAGACAGGUAUCAAUUGUUCCUAUAACAUAUACAUUCAAUAGUUAAAAUCGCCAUGAAUCGUGAAACAUUAUUAUAAUCAGUGCGUAUUUUGUGCGACAAGAUUAUAAUUGUAAAUAGAAAUUGCUGUUCUCUAUGUAUUCAAUUCCUAAAUGGAUUCUUUUAUAAGAUAGCUCGUAUUGCUUGUAAGACGAUAAACUGUAAAGCUUGAUCAAAGUUAACUUUUUUUUUUCUUUUUUAGAAUGUAAUGAAACGCGCCCAGACAGCAUAAUUACAUUUAUAUUAUAUAAUUUUCUUGGAUUUUAAUCCUAUGUUACUUACAUCCUAAACAAUGGCAUAAUUGCAUAAUUUUAAAAGGUUAAAAGAUCGAUUUUUAUUAUAACAUGCAUAAUAUAUUUUUAUUUUUUUUAUUUGCAAUUGGAUAUAUCCAAUUAUUUGCCUUUAUAUGCAUUUUGUGUUUUUUGUUUUAAUAUUUAAAAAUAUUAGUUUUUUUUUUGUUUCCGCUGUAACGCCAUCUAGGGGUUGUUUGUCUGAUCCGGCUUUACAGUAAUGUUAUAAUGUACCGAACUACCUCUGCAUAUGCAUGCCUCCAUAAAUACAGUAAUUAUAGUUUUUGUUAUUAAUAUUUUUGUACGUUAUAUAAAACAGAUAUACAUAAUUAUAGGGUAAAUAGGUUUUACGUGAUUAAUGUGCUAUUUCAGAAAAGUAAAUAUAAAAUAAUGUAAGCAUGUUUUCAGUUAAGUAGAUGGGACACUCCAAUCGGAAUUGUAUUGAACCAUAUUUGAAAUAAUAAACAAUCUGACUAGUAA
Molecule: messenger RNA, 6527 nt
Organism: Nymphalis io (European peacock)
Lineage: Eukaryota; Metazoa; Arthropoda; Insecta; Lepidoptera; Nymphalidae
Product: zinc finger protein 808-like
Exons: 6
Coding region: 302-2422 (706 amino acids)
Biological process (GO): regulation of transcription by RNA polymerase II
Cellular component (GO): nucleus
Molecular function (GO): RNA polymerase II transcription regulatory region sequence-specific DNA binding; DNA-binding transcription factor activity, RNA polymerase II-specific
Source: RefSeq, a predicted model, not a curated record